GUGUUGCUGCUGGGUGACUCUGGUGGUGGAGGAAGCGCCUGCCCGCCUGCCCGCCGACCUGCCCGCCCUGGGAUCCUGCCCUUGCAGGCGGAGCAAAGGCAGCUAUGGCAUCGGAGAAAACCAGGGAAGAGGAAGAAGAGCGCCCGCUGCCACCACCACCCUCGGGCCAGGAGCUGCCCAGCGGUCCCUUGGGCCAGGCGGCCGCCCCCUGUGACCCCACCCCACCCAGAGGACUUGCCAGCUUGCCUCUCAGCACAAGUGCCCUUUCCGCCGACGGAGACGCCGGCCUGCCGCCACCUGUGCCCCAGGGCCCCCACCCCUGGGAAGACGAGAACGGGGAAGGCGGCCCCUCUGAGGAUGCUGCCGAAAGGGACUGCAGGACUCUGGAGACGGACGCCCACUGGCCCGCUCCCAAGGGCCAAGAGGGCCCAGCGGAAGAGCCCACCGGCCCCCCUGGCCUGCCUUCCACCAAGGCUGCCCCCUCUGGAGAGGAGCUGUCUUUGCCCGGCUUGGACAGGGCGGCGGGAGAAGAGAGCGCCCCCCGGUCUGGGGAGCCGCGACCGACGACUCCCCCGCUUCCACAAACAGACUGCUCUGGGGACCCAAUGGGCGCCGUCCUUUGCUGCUCCAAGGCCGAGCUGGGAGCGUGGGUGUUGCAGCACGGCCAGAGGCAGAACGGGUGCCUGGACGUGGAAGACGCCGCCCUGGCGGCCCCUCUGCCGGGGGAGGACCCAGAGCCCGAGGAGGACCCCUCCUCCAAGCCUUCCCAGAAUAUCGCAGUGCAGACUGACUUCAAGGUUGUGGACCUGGAGGUGAACACAGAUCAGGACAUUGAAAAGAACCUGGAUAAAAUGAUGUCUGAGCGGGCAUUGCUGAAGGAGCGCUAUCAGGAAGUGCUGGACAAGCAGAGACAGGUGGAGAACCAGCUCCAGGUGCAGCUGAAGCAUCUCCAGCAGCGGAGGGAGGAAGAGAUGAAGAACCACCAGGAGAUCCUGCAAGCUAUCCAAGAUGUGACCGUUAAACGGGAAGAGACCAAGAAGAAGAUGGAGAAGGAAAAAAAGGAAUUUCUGCAAAAGGAGCAGGACCUAAAAGCAGAAAUCGAGAAGCUCUGUGAAAAAGGCAGCAGGCUGCUGAAGGAGCAGGAGGAGAAGGAAGGCAAGAUCGUCUCCCUGGUGGCUGAGCAGUCGGAGGAGAAGGAGGCGUGGGAGUUGGAACUGGACAAGCUGAAGGACCAGCAGAAUGAAAUCAACAGGUCUGUCCUGGAGGAGACGGAGCGGGCCUGGAAGGCAGAGUGGGGCUUCUGUUCUUUCCAGAUCCUGUCCCUGGAGAGCCGGAAGGAGUUGCUGGUGCUGAAGCUGAAAGAGGCAGAAAAAGAAGCCGAGCUGCACCUCACCUACCUCAAGUCAGCCCCACCCACCCUGGAGACCAUUCAGCCCAAGCAAGAGUGGGAGACGAGGCUGAACAGAAUACGGAUGACCAAAGAGAGCGUCCGUGAUCAGUUCAACGACCACAUCCAGCUGGUACGGAACGGGGCCAAGCUGAGCAGCCUCCCGCAGAUCCCCACACCUUCCCUGCCGCCACCCCCACUGGAGGCGGACUUCCUGCUGCCGGCUUUCCAGCAAAGCAACCCUGCCCUCCCCCCUCGCCUGCCUUUCCCCGUCGGGACGGUCCCCGUGCCCAUGCUGAUGCCCAGCGCGGACCCCCGGGUCCUCUCCUUCCCCCUCCUGAACCCUUCCCUCUCCAGGCCCAACCAGCCCUCGCCCCCCUUGCCGGCCUCCCAGGGCCGGAGCAGCCCCAUGCUCACCUCGCUGGCCAACGCUCGCACGACGCCCACGGCUUCGCUCCCUCCCCCGCCGGGCCUUGGCGGGGUCAAAGUGGUGCCCGAGUUCCCCCACAGACCCCCGCCGGUGGACAAGUUGGAGAAGAUCCUGGAGAAGCUGCUGAUGCGCUUUCCUCAGUGUAACAAGGCUCAACCCACCAACAUCCUGCAGCAGAUCAAAGCGGCCCGGAGAACGCUGGCCGGCCUCACCAUGGAGGAACUGAACCAACUGGUGGCGGCCAAGCUGGCUGAGCGGCAGGAAAGGGUGGCCGCGGUUGGCACGCAGCCUCACAGCCGGAUGUGCCCCUCCAUCUUUCCUGCUCCUCUGCCUCAGAUCAGCAGCCCUAUGUUCUUGCCCUCGGGCCAGGUCUCCUACGCCGGGACCCCCCCUCAGGCGCCUGCCACCUGCAAACUCUGCCUGAUGUGCCAGAAGCUAGUCCAGCCCAAUGAGCUCCACCCCAUGGCCUGCUCCCACGUGCUCCACAAGGAGUGCAUCCGGUUCUGGGCUCAGAGCAACGCGGAAGAUGCCUGUCCUUUCUGCCCCAGCCCGAAGUGACCCCCCAGUCCAGCCCGGCCCACCCUUCUUGGGGGCACCGAGGAUGAGGCCCCCCCUCCUUUCCCAGGCAGGGAGCAGAACGUGGAGGCCACGGCGAGUGGUGUCCUGGGGUUUCUACAGCUCUAUAUUUAUACAGCCGUGUAUACACAUGUACAUUUUUAUUCUAUAGGGAAUGUGUGUAUAGAAAGUCUGUAUACAUACCAGUUCAUAAUAAAGUGUGUAUAUUAUGCAGAGCUC
This is a messenger RNA of Pogona vitticeps (central bearded dragon), 2612 nucleotides long. The record is from RefSeq and is a predicted model, not a curated record. Lineage: Eukaryota; Metazoa; Chordata; Lepidosauria; Squamata; Agamidae.